This is a messenger RNA of Gamsiella multidivaricata, 848 nucleotides long. Its product is annotated as phospholipid methyltransferase-domain-containing protein. Gene Ontology annotation, biological process: phosphatidylcholine biosynthetic process. The transcript is spliced from 7 exons. The record is from RefSeq and is a predicted model, not a curated record. Lineage: Eukaryota; Fungi; Mortierellomycota; Mortierellomycetes; Mortierellales; Mortierellaceae. Bases 112 to 750 code for a protein of 212 amino acids. Gene Ontology annotation, molecular function: S-adenosylmethionine-dependent methyltransferase activity.
GCUUGGGCAGUCCCACUGCUGCAAUCCCCAACGUUUCUUUCUUUUCUGCGUCUGUGGGCUCCGUUGUCCUUGAUCACCUUCCCUCUUUUUUUACUCUGAAAUCUAACCGCCAUGGGUGUCCCUACUUCAUUCGAGUUCUCUGUUGCAGGCCUGCAGUCGCCCGAGUUUGUGGAGUUUCUCUGGAGCAAGAUCAACACCCCGCCAUGCCAGGUCGCCAUCCUGGCCAUGAUCCUGCACGUCGCCAACUACAACCUGACCGCUCGCUUCGAGUACAACACUCACCAGUUUACCAAGAUUAUUGGCAAGAACGCGAUUUACGUCUACGCCGUUUACUUGGUCCUGAGCGCCCUGAUCCGCGACCAUUUUAUUCACCUCGCUGUUGCACCUGAUGCUGGAUCACUGGUUAUCUUUCCUGCCGCGGUCGCGACAGUCGUUGGGUCUGUUUGCUUUAUUACCGGAUUUCUCUUGAACCUCUGGACCUUGAACUCGCUCGGAAUCAAGGGAAUGUACAACGGCGACAGCUUUGGAUUCUUGUUUGAUGCUCCCGUUACAGACGGUCCAUACAAGUACAUGGGCGACCCACAAUAUGUCGGCACGACUUUGUCUCUCGUUGGAACUGCGAUCUACUAUCAAUCGGUUAUCGGAUACGUCCUCGCCAUCGACAUGUACAUUAUCUUCUGGAUCUCGGUCAUGUUCUUUGAGGGUCCUCACAUGAAACGCAUUUACUCUCAAAAGACAAAAUCGGACUAAAAAACCAACCCGUAGAGGCGAAGGCGCGUGGCAAAGGAAUGUACACAGCCAAUGGAAUCUCGAUAGAAACAUAAAUAAAGGAUGUUCUGAUUUCGCAC